UCUUGUUCGCAUACACAGCCUUUACGAAGCUGGACCCCGGCUGUAGUGUAUAACCAUCAAACCCUCGACGACCUCGGAACCUUUGAAGAGUUUGGUUGCAGUGCAAGCGGAACUGCGGCGGUCUAUCUCAGAAAUCCGCAUUGAGAUUCGUGCUAGCGCGAACUCAGUCCUCGUUUUGCUAUUAAAAAUCAACGACUUUUGACGAUUCCGGUGUUUUCUGCGGCGAUUGCAUUUGAAGGACAAUAUGACUAGCAUUGACGAGCUAUUCAAUAAACAAGGCUUCUCCGGAGGCAAGCGGAAGUUCGAUGCUGAUCGUAACGCUGAGGAAGUCUACAAAUCUGCCAAGCUCGAAGCAAACGGCGAUGUCAAAGGCAAGGGACGCGCCACGGUUGAAGACGAAGUAGACGAUGACGAUGACGUUGAAGCUGGUCCAGCAUUGCCACCGGGAGAAGACGACCUGGAUCCCGACGAUGAGGAAGGCCGAUUCUUCGGCGGUGGCAUAACACAGGAUACGGCGGAGGCGCUGGACUUUAUAGAUGAGCUUGAUCAGGGAGCUGCUGCGCCAGAAAAAAUCGAUGCCGCUUGGGUUCGCAAGAUGGCAUUGAACUUUGAGAAGCGCAUCUCGAAGAAUGCAGAGUUGCGCGCAAAGCACGAAAACGAUCCGCAAAAGUUCAUGAGCUCAGAAGCAGAUUUAGAUGCCGAUAUCAAGGCCCUUUCUAUCCUCAGCGAGCACCCGCAUUUGUACGAAGAGUUCGUGAAGCUCGGUUGCGUCAACUCUCUAGUCAGCUUGCUUGCACACGAAAAUACUGAUAUAGCAAUCGACGCCAUGGAAAUUAUCAGCGAACUGAUAGACGAAGAUGUUGCUGCCGAGCAGGAGCAAUGGGACGCAAUAGUUAAUGCAAUGCUUGACGCUGGCCUUUUGGAUCUUGCUGUCCAAAAUUUUGAGAGGCUUGAUGAACAAAAUGAAUCUGACAGGAGCGGAGUUUACUAUGCCUUAAGUGUUUUGGAAAAUCUCGCAUCACAGCAGUCAAUCGCCGAAAAAAUCAGUCUCGAAAGUACCGUAUUCAAAUGGAUUUCCCGCCGAAUCCAGAAGAAAGAGACUCCGGUCAGCCAAAACAAGCAAUAUGCGGCAGAGCUGCUCUCUAUCCUCCUGCAGUCAUCAUCGAAGAACCGAAAACACUUCGCUGAAAUUGAUGGGGUAGAUUUAGUGCUACAACUACUCAGUGCGUACAGAAAGAAGGACCCGGAAAAAGGGGGCGACGAAGAGGAAUAUGUGGAGAACCUGUUUGAUGGUUUAACAUGCGUAAUGGAAGAAGUGGAGGGCAAGGAUAAGUUUAUCGAGGCCGAAGGUAUUGAGCUGUGUAUUAUCAUGCUCAAAGGCGGCAAAUUGAGCAGAUCAAGGGCUCUGCGGGUCUUGGACCACGCCAUGGGCGGACAACACGGCGCUGGGGUAUGCGCAAAGGUGAUUGAGGCUGGAGGUCUGGGAACCAUUUUUGGACUUUUCAUGAAGAAGGACGACAAAGAAAUGAUCGAACAUCUCCUGGGCAUGUUCGAAUCACUAUUGCGACUUCUUCCCUACGAGUCUGAUCCUCGGAUACGAGUCCUGGCGAAAUUCAUGGAGGGUGAAUACGGGAAGAUCGGAAAGCUAUUGACUUUACGAGAGCGAUACCAAAAAGAUCUGGCUGCUGUGGAUCGGCAGAUUGAGCGGGAGCGCGCAGCUCUCUCUGAAGAAGACCAAGAGGCAAUGGCCGAUGAAUGGUACUCUCGAAGGCUAGACUCUGGUAUUUUCUGCGCAAGGACACUUGAUCUUGUGAUUGCUUGGCUUGUUGCUGAAGAUGAUGGCGCCAGAAGCGAAAUUUCGAAGCGUCUCGGUGAGCAAGGGCACACACUCUCAGAUGUGAAGCGAUCGCUUCAAGAACGGCUCGACGAGAUGGAAGGUGGAGACGAAAGUGAAGAGCUAGUUUCGGCAAAGGAAAUGUUGACAACGUUGAUGCAAUUUUUAUAGGCAUCUUCGACCUAGUUCCUGGUCCAUAGUGUAAAUAGAUAUAUCAUUCUUUCUGAGCCGCCAGAUAAUAGAAUAAUCUGCCAAC
Xylona heveae TC161 is the source of this 2090-nucleotide messenger RNA. RefSeq names its product DUF1716-domain-containing protein. Gene Ontology annotation, cellular component: spliceosomal complex. The transcript has 10 exons. Bases 245 to 2005 code for a protein of 586 amino acids. Lineage: Eukaryota; Fungi; Ascomycota; Xylonomycetes; Xylonales; Xylonaceae. The record is from RefSeq and is a predicted model, not a curated record.